UCCAUCUCCUAGAUCGAAGGAAAUAACAACGCAUGGUCUCGGCAAGCGAGCGGCGAUGCGGCAUCGCCGGGGGCGCGGCGCUGGAGCGUGCGGGGGCGAGCAUGACACUAGAGCGGCGGCAUGCUGUACUUCGGUGGCUGUGUUGACAUGAGAAUUGAGUCACAGGCAACCCAUUAGCUGUCCAUGUCUAUGCAGUUAACAUGUUUGAGGAAAUGCCUGUGAAAGACACAGUUGUGGAUUCGUUAGUUUUCUUGUGCGUGCUCCUGUUGAUUCACCUUUAGACACAAUUAGCUAGCUUUGAUGCAUGGGCACCUUCUCAUGGCUGCGGACCUGGACAGAAGCGAGCGGCGCCUUGACCAGGGACGCCGCGGCGAGGGUGGCUGCGGUGACCCGGCACGCUGGAUGCGCUGUGGGCAAUGAUCAAGGCUGGUGCAGCACAGGAGCAUGAGAUAUCUUUGUUGAAUCCCAGUGAUGUUGUGUUUUCAUUCAUUGGGAAAAUGGGACCAAGAAAAGUUAUGGAUACUAUGCUAGCGAAUUGAUUAAUAGUGCAUAUAUCUUUGUUGUCCGGUCACAUAUGAUUCUACCAUCCAACCAAGGAUUUCAUGGUUUAUUAUAAGGAUGCUUUAGAUUCUUCUAAAAUUGCUGCAAUAAGCUGUACUGCCAUUUUUUUAGGAAAUUGACGUUGCCAUACUUUCCUAUGCAGAGAUAAUCACUAUUUUUCUCUCUUUGGAUCCUCUUAAGGAAUGAUGGUAUGUCUGAUUGUCUGGGUAAUUUGAAGCAUCAGCUUCAGAGAAAGCUUGCUACUGUCUAAUCAUCAGGUAAUUCUUUUAGCUAAAUGCCAACAUGUGACCUCAAUUUAUUCAGUACUGUGCUAUGUCAUGGAAGUAAAAGGUGAAACUAAUUUUCAUUUUCCUGUAAAACUAAAUGAUUGAGCGGUAUCUUGAAAACUAAAUGGCUGUCCAACCUACAUAAAUUUGAAGCCUCAUUAAUCUGAGUGGUACUAAUGGCAAAGGACUAGCAAAGCAUAACUAAUUUGAAGCUACAAUUGAGUAUUUUACUUACAGACUCACCACUUGCAUUCAUAAAAGUCUGGAUUGGCAAGCAUUACAGGGACAUCACCAAUAGGCCUAAAUAGAAAGAAAGAUUGUAUUUUCAAAAACAGGUAAGCGUACUUUGAUUCCACACUGAUACAAAUUUAAUAAAAAAUGUCCUUCCAUAGGUUUUGUUUGGCUGCAUGUAAUUGGGAAAAUCCAAAUAAAGUGGCUAGCUGGUACUUCUUAUAAUGCAGCAACUCAGAACAUUGGGUACAUGCAAAAUAUAAUUCUGAAUAUUGGCUACAGAAAAAUAAGAAUAGAGAAACUUCAGAAAGCGGGUUCACAUUCAUUUUACUUAAAAGCACCAGAAAAUGCAGUACAGCACUUCAUUUUACUGCUUAAUAGGAAAGACCAAUGGCACAGACUCUACUACCCAAUUCACAGUAUGCUCUACUAAAAGUCUGAAUCCUGGUUCAGACCCUAUAUCAUCGUACAAGUGUUUACCAAAAGGUGCAAAAGCAAUAACAUUGCCUAUAUCAUCAGUGUUUAUUCUGUUUCUGAAGCUCUUCCAGUACCCCCACGGCCUCGAAUUUGUCGCCGCCGGCACUGCAAAUACAGAACGGCAGGCUUUAUUUUCAUGCAAUUCUGGGGUUCUAAAUAUCAAUUUUGUUACAAGCCAGUAGAACUUGCUGGUGGAUAUUGCAGGUCCUAUAUAGCAUAGUUCUGUAGAUAUCAGUCUGGCUUAGGAAUUUUGAUUUGCAUCUCUUUCAGGAGAGUGAUCUGUAUCUCCUAUGUGUUCAUUUCUUCUAUUAAUCAUAUAUAUUCUGUGCGCCUAUCAUUGUCACAAGGCUUGCUGCUUCGCUCGGUCACUGCUACCCUGACAGGUCCGACGCCCCGUCGUUACAACUUGUGAAACUGAAUGGAUCCUCUAAACAGUAAUACUAAAGACACGGGUGUAAUUGAAUAUGCCCGUCAUCGAAGAAGAGAACGGGACAGGGCCCGUGCUGCCUUGAUGACAGAUGAGCAAAAGGAGGAAAAGAACAGGAAGCGGCGUGAGGCAUAUAAGAGGAAAAAAUGUCAUGCGCACAACAAGGAGAAUGAUCCAGGCUCUGCUUUGCUCGAACAAGAAAGUGAUGGAAUUAUGCCUCCCUUGAGGUCAAAUGAUGAAAGCAUUCAAAGAAGCAAGAAGCACCUUGAAGCUAAUCAGAAGCUCAUACAAGGAAGUGAUAGAAUUCUUACUCCCUUGAGGUCAGAUGGUAAAAGAGUUGGAGAUCAUAAAAAGAAAUAUGAAACACAGAUAAAUGCUAUUGGAGCAGAUCAACAUGGUGCACCUAUCACCAGGGCUCCUGAUAUCAACGAACAUCUAGACGGCGGCCACCAUGUCACACCCACCACUAGCACUCCAAUAGUGACCGAGCAUCACACAACUCCAUCUUUCACCGAGCAAACGACAAAUUAUAUCCCAGUCGACAUGGAGAAUCAUAACCUCUCCGACCCCUGCACAAAUGUCACACCAGUACCUGGCUAUCAACAAUUGACCGCAUGUGUGGAUACACCGAGCGUGAGUGUUAAACCAUGCAAGAAAAAACCUAUAACCGAUCAACAACGGGCCCAUAUAAAUAAACGCCGUCGUGAAAUAUAUCAUGAGAAAAAACAGUCGACUGAUCGGUGUGACAUAGAACGAAAGGAAAGCAUAAAGCAACGGAGUAGAGAAGCAUACCAUGCAAAAAAAGGAGGCAAGCCGGAUGUCAGGUGAAAAAACUAAGCCUCCAAAGAAGACGUGCAGAACGUAGUAGUGCCUACAAGAAAAGACUGAGGUUAUCGAGAGAACAAUCUACACCCGGAAUCCAUCGCCAUGGAAAAUCCACAAUUCAUUUUCCCCACCCAAGGUCAAUCCAAAUUAACCAUGGAAGAUAUUGAUAUUGUUUUAAACAGACCGCCGCUCUUCGUUCUGUUUUCAUCAGAUCAAGGUUUAGGUAACAAAGAGAUUGAAGAACCCAUUGAAAUGCCAUCUGCACACCAAACCCGACGACAGCGUGUUCCUCCAGGGGAGAGACAAAAUCAUUUAGUCUGUCGCAAUCUCUUAUUUGAAGCCACAAUUGGAAGGAAGUACUUGGGUCCCCCCGAUGCCGCGAAUGAAAUCCCCGAUGUGGUGAAUGCUCCAACACAAUCGUCCGUCAUUAACACCGGAGCAACGGACCCAAAACAAGCGCAACACGCAAAUCCACAAACACAAGAAUCCGUUGUUGGUGCAUCAAUCGUUGAGGACGAAGUUGUUGAUGAUGAUGUUGUAUUUGAGGAGGAUGAGGAAGAGGACGAGGGUUAUCUAUUCGCGGGACAAGAACAAGAAGAUGAAGUCGAUGUGGAAAUCAACCUCGACGAUGAAGAUAACGGUGUGCUAGAUGUGUUGGACCCUUAUGACAAGGUCUAUGCUAAUGUGCCAGCUGAAACACAUAAGUUAGAGGCGGUGAAUAAUUGCGAACAGUGCAAUGCUAAGAAGGUUGAGUAUGAAACUCUAGGUUUUUGUUGUCGCAAUGGGCAGAUACGUUUAUCCACACCCGACACACCGCCUGAACUUAUGAGGCUGUGGACGGCUUCAGAUGCUGAUACAAGGCACUUCCGUUCUAACAUUAGAUUCUUCAAUGGCCAUUUUUCAUUUACAUCACUAUAUUGUAACCUUGACCGCAUGACCGCGAGCAUGCGUAAUGGAGGUGUGUAAACGUUUUGUGCCCAUGGUCAAAUUUACCACAAUGUACGCUCAUUUGGUAAAGAGGAGGGUACUAAACCAAGACAUCUUGAGUUGUAUUUCCAUGAUGAUGACCCUUUGCUGGAGCAUCGUUAUCGAAGAUGUCGAGAGGAAUGCCUAAGGAAAGAUAAGGAAGUCAUCGAUAGGUUGGUUGCGAUCAUGCGGGGCAACCCAUACUCUGAGCAUCUUAGGACAAUGGGUGCAGUUGAUGAUCUGGAGGAUUACCACGUAGAAUUGAAUCUUGGCCAACGGUUGGACCAGCGAACCUACAAUGUACCUAUCACAUCAAAAGUUGCUGCAGUUUGGAUAGAGGGUAGCGAGCAUCAUGGGCAGUUCGAGCAUAGUGUUGUACUCCAAGGGAAUGAUAGAUCUAUUCACGGCAUUCGGUCAUACCAUGGUCGUUAUGAUGCUCUGUCAUACCCACUAUUCUUCCCUAGGGGUGAGCUUGGGUGGCACAAUUGCAUCCCAAAGGUGGGAGUCACAACGGCGGAAGUAAAUAAAGCUCGUGAAGUCCGAAAGGCACGUGCGGGCGGCGAGGAUCUAGGUACAUUUUUGGAUGCAUAUUUUUAUUGUCUAAUUUAAUAAAUUUUUCUAUGAUUUAGUAAUUACAAUUACAUUCUCCAUUCGUGUAGGGAGUGCUGGAAAUUUAUGUGUAUCAGUGCGUGACUACUACUGCUACAAAUUUCAAAUGCGUCCUGGCAUUUUCAACCCAAUAUUUUUUGGCAAGCGACUUUUUCAAAAAUUUGCCGUUGAUACAUAUGUUAAGAUUGAAAGCUCUCGAUUAGAUUACAUCCGAAACAAUCAAGAUAGUCUCAGGGACGACCUGUACCAGGGUCUUGUUGAUAGUUUGCACGCUGGUGAGUGUCGAGGUGAUGCUGUUGGAAGAUGUACCAUUCUUUCUACGUCAUUCAUCGGAGGCCCUCGUGACAUGAGGCGCCGGUACAUGGAUGCAACGGCCCUGGUACGCAAGUACGGUAAACCACAUAUCUUCCUAACAAUGACCUGUAACCUAACGGGGAUGAGAUAAGGAAUGAACUGUACCCAGGCCAGUCCGCACAGGAUCGUCCAGAUCUUGUAACUCGUGUGUUCAGGGCAAAGUUAGAGGCUAUGAAAAUUAAGUUGCUGAAGAAGGAUAUACUUGGAAAGGUCCGGGCAUAUGUGUAUGUCGUGGAGUUUCAGAAGAGGGGUCUACCGCAUGCUCACUUCUUGCUCAUAAUGAAAAGGAAAUGGAAGCUCACAUGUCUGGAGCAGUACGACCGACUCAUAUCUGCUGAGCUGCCAAACAAGAAGAAAUAUCCAGAGCUGUACAUGAUGGUGACCAAGCAUAUGAUGCAUGGGCCGUGUGGUGUGCUAAACCCAAAUUGCCCAUAUACUAAGGGACGUUCUUCAUGUAAGAAUCAUUAUUCGCGUCCUUUCGCGGAGUCCACUUCGCAGGGUAAAGAUUCUUACCCUAUAUAUCGUCGCCGUGACAGCGGGUGUAAAGUGAAGGUUCGAGGUUCUGAGCUCGACAAUCGAUGGGUUGUCCCUUAUAACCCGCACCUACUGUGUGUGUUCAAUUGUCACAUAAAUAUUGAGGCAUACAACAGCAUUAAAUAGGCAAAGUAUUUAUUCAAGUAUGUAUACAAAGGUCAUGAUCGGGCUUCCAUAGCAGUUAGGGAGUCAGGCCAGGCUGACAAAGAAGGGAACAUAGAUGAGAUCAAGGCAUAUAGAGAUGCUCAAUGGGUGACCCCUCCAGAGGCGUUCUGGAGGAUAUAUGGUUUUGAUAUUAGUAAGAAUUAUUCGCCCGUACAACAACUUCAGCUGCAUCUUCCAGACAUGCACAUGGUGUCAUUUCACAAUCGUCAAAUGAUUCAACAUAUUGUUAAUAAACCAGGCGCCGAUGAAUCAAUGUUGACAGCUUAUUUUAAAGAAAACGGAGUGCACGAAUUUGCUCGCAACAUAUUGUACCGUUAUUUCCCAGAAUUUUUCACAUGGCAGUCUGAUGGUAAAUUUUGGCGCCCAAGGGAACAGGCUAACACUGGGUAAAUUGGGAGGAUCGUAUCAGCUCAUCCAGCUGAAGGUGAACGCUACUAUCUUCGGAUUCUCCUAAACCAUGUGGCUGGAGCAACUUCAUAUGAAGAUUUGAGAACCGUUGAUGGUGUAAUUCAGCCUUCUUUCCGUGAAGCUGCCGAGAAAAGAGGAUUGAUUGAGAAAGACAACUCACUUGAUGAGUGCCUUUCUGAAGCUGCCACGUAUCAGAUGCCAUCAUCACUACGAAGGCUUUUUGCAACAAUAUUGGUAUUUUGUGAACCGAGCAAUGUAUUCGCACUCUGGCAAAAACACCUAGACGCAAUGUCUGAGGAUUAUCGUCGCAACAAUCCAUCAGAUGCUAUCGUUGAGCAGAUGGUCCUAAUUGAUAUUAGAAACAUGCUACAAUCGAUGGGGAAGGAUAUAAAAUCAUUCCCUCUCCCUGACAUUGAUAACACUUACGAUGAUGCUUGUGGUGUUCCAUGGGAGAUAUUCGAGGAAUCAAAUAUAGAGAGCACCGAGGAUGAUGUGGCCUUAUCAGAGUCCCUUAAUCAUGAGCAGAGGGCUGCUUACGAUGAGAUCUUGUCAUCUAUUGAUUCCAAUGAUGGAGGGUUAUUUUUUGUGGAUGGCCCUGGUGGAACCGGAAAAACAUUCUUGUAUAGGGCUUUGCUUGCCAAAGUCCGCAGUCAGAACAAGAUUGCUAUUGCGACUGCUACAUCUGGGGUUGCUGCAUCCAUAAUGCCCGGUGGGAGAACAGCACAUUCACGUUUCAAGAUUCCACUUACCAUAGAUAGUGGUGGAUAUUGUAGCUUCACCAAACAAAGUGCUACAGCGACUCUGCUACGCACUUCUUCUUUGAUUAUUUGGGAUGAGGUUUCUAUGAUCAAGAAACAAGCAGUGGAGGCAUUGGACAAUAGCAUGCGUGAUAUAAUGGAUAGACCGGAUUUGCCUUUUGGUGGGAAGACUGUUGUGUUCGGGGGAGAUUUUAGGCAGGUCCUACCCGUUGUCAGGAAGGGGUCGAGGGCUCAGAUAGUGGAUGCUUCAUUACGUAGGUCAUACCUUUGGGAUUGCAUGUGUCACCUGAAGCUUGUGCGCAACAUGAGAGCGCAUAGUGACCCAUGGUUUGCUGAUUAUCUUUUGUGCAUUGGCAAUGGAAUAGAGGAGGCCAAUGUUGAUGGUGAAGUCCGUCUCCCAGAUGAAAUUUGCGUGCCAUAUACUGGAGAUGGCAAUGAUCUUGAUAGAUUAAUCCAUCUUCCCUAACCUUAAUGAGAUCAUGGCAGACAAGGACUACAUCACUUCUAGAGCUAUUUUGUCCACACGCAAUGAUUGGGUUGAUAGGAUUAAUAUGAAGAUGAUUGGAUCUUUCCAAGGUGGGGAGGUGGAGUAUCAUAGUUUUGAUUCUGCCAUCGAUGAUCCACACAAUUACUAUCCAUCAGAGUUUCUUAACACCCUUACACCUAAUGGAUUGCCUCCACAUGUGUUAAAGCUAAAGGUAGGUUGUCCAAUAAUAUUGCUUCGGAACAUUGAUCCUGCAAAUGGUUUAUGUAAUGGAACGAGGUUGGUUGUUCGUGGUUUUCAAAGAAAUACUAUCGAUGCUGAAAUCGUGUUGGGCCAGCAUGCUGGAAAACGAGUUUUCCUCUCUCGGAUACCCUUAUGCCCAUCUGACGACGAGAUGUUCCCAUUUCAAUUCAAAAGAAAACAGUUUUCUAUCCGGCUCAGUUUUGCCAUGACAGUCAACAAGUCACAAGGUCAGACUAUUCCUAACGUCGAUGUUUACCUCCCUGACCCCGUGUUCCCGCAUGGGCAGUUGUAUGUUGCAAUGUCAAGGGCAACUGCUAGAACAAACAUCAAGAUUUUGGCACUUCCACCUAAUGCCACUGAGCUCGAGGAAAAAGCUAAA
Molecule: messenger RNA, 7687 nt
Organism: Panicum virgatum (switchgrass)
Lineage: Eukaryota; Viridiplantae; Streptophyta; Magnoliopsida; Poales; Poaceae
Product: ATP-dependent DNA helicase PIF1-like
Exons: 10
Coding region: 6019-7047 (342 amino acids)
Biological process (GO): telomere maintenance; DNA repair
Molecular function (GO): DNA helicase activity
Source: RefSeq, a predicted model, not a curated record